AUGUUGGGAUGCAAACCAGCUGAGACACCUAUGGAGCCUAAUGCCAAGCUGGGACUUGAAGGCGGGAAGGAGAUUGAUCAGGAGCAGUAUCAUCGACUAGUAGGCAAGCUCAUCUACCUGUCACAUACCCGUCCUGAUAUAGCCUUUGCGGCAGGCUCUUCAGUAGACAGAAGAUUAUCAGGAUAUUGCACUUAUGUUUGGGGCAAUUUAGUGACAUGGAGAAGCAAAAAACAACCAGUGGUAGCAAGGAGCAGUGCAGAGGCAGAAUUUUGGGCACUAGCACACGGUGUAUGUGAGGGGAUUUGGCUUAGAAGACUACUAAAAGAACUAAAGAUCUUUAGUAAUUCUCCUAUAAAGCUCUAUUGUGACAACAAGGCAGCUGUCAGCAUUGCCCACAAUCCAGUUCAUCACGAUCGAAUGAAACAUGUAGAGGUGGAUCGUCAUUUUAUCAAGGAAAAAAUUGACAAUGUGAGCUUCUGCAUGACGUACAUCCCAACCAAGGAACAGACUGCUGAUAUCUUGACAAAAAGUCUUCACAAACCGAACUUUGAAGACCUGGUUUUUAACAAUUGUAUCAAGCAAGAGUUACAAGGGAAAACCAGGUUACUAGUCACAAACCAGCUACAUUUUCUUCCACAAGUGGACAGUGUUGUUGUAGUCUGUGAUGGUAUGGUUCAAGAGGAGGGAACCUAUGAGGAGCUGGCUAAGAAUGGAAAGUUGUUCCAGAAACUGAUGGAAAAUGCAGGGAAAAUGGAAGAAGAUGUAGAAGAGUUGAUUGAAACCGAAAAUUGCACUGAAAAAAGGUCAACGCCAGCUUCUAACGGGGUGGUAAAUGAAUCACUCGCAGAUGCAACCAAUUCAAAAAAAGGAAAACUGGGGAAGUCUGUUCUAAUCAAGCAAGAGGAACGGGAAACGGGUGUUGUUAGUUGGAAUGUCUUGUUGAGGUACAAAAAUGCACUAGGAGGCCUAUCGGUGGUCAUGAUUCUGUUUAGUUUCUAUUUACUAACAGAAGUUCUUCGAGUUUCAAGUAGCACAUAGUUAAGUUUUUGGACAGAACAAAGCAGUUCAAAAAAUUAUAAACCUACAUUCUACAUUGUCGUAUAUGCGCUUCUUUCAUUUGGCCAGGUCACUGUGACACUGGCAAACUCUUUUUGGUUAAUCACAUCUAGUCUUCGUGCGGCCAAAAGAUUAUAUGACACAAUGUUGCGCUCUUUACUAAGAGCUCCAAUGGUUUUCUUCCACACAAAUCCAACCGGACGGAUAAUCAAUAGAUUUGCGAAGGAUGUCAGUGAUAUAGAUCGGAAUGUUGCGAAUCUUAUGAAUAUGUUUUUGAACCAGAUGUGGCAGCUCCUUUCAACUUUUGUGCUCAUAGGAAUUGUGAGCACAAUAUCCCUCUGGGCCAUCAUGCCACUUAUGAUCUUGUUCUAUGUAGCCUAUUUGCACUAUCAGAGCACAGCCCGUGAAGUAAAGCGUAUGGAUUUCAUUACAAGAUCUCCAGUUUAUGCACAAUUUGGAGAAGCACUAAAUGGUUUGUCAAGCAUUCGCGCAUACAAGGCAUAUGAUCGGAUGGCUUCCAUAAAUGGGAAGUCCAUGGACAAUAAUAUCAGAUUCACCCUUGCAAACCUUAGUUCGAACCGGUGGCUCUCAAUAAGAUUGGAAACAUUAGGAGGUCUCAUGAUUUGGUUAACAGCAAGCUUUGCUGUUUUGCAGAAUGGAAGAGCAGACACCCAAGUGGAAUUCGCGUCCACAAUGGGUCUACUCCUAUGUUAUACACUAAACAUCACAAAUUUGAUGAGUGGUGUACUUAGACAAGCAAGUAGGGCCGAAAAUAGUUUAAAUUCUGUUGAGCGAGUUGGCACAUAUAUUGAUUUGCUUUCUGAGGCUCCAGAAAUAAUUGAGAACAACCGUCCCCCACCAGGGUGGCCUGCGUCUGGAACUAUUCAAUUUGAGGGUGUCGUCCUGCGUUACAGGCCUGGACUUCCUCCAGUUCUGCAUGGAUUGUCCUUCGAAAUCUCUCCAAGUGAAAAGAUUGGAAUAGUUGGAAGGACUGGUGCAGGAAAAUCUAGCAUGCUUAAUGCAUUGUUUCGAAUCAUUGAAAUGGAGAAAGGAAGAAUAUUGAUUGAUGGUUGCAAUGUUUCCAAAUUUGGAUUGACAGAUUUGAGAAAAGUCCUUAGUAUCAUACCGCAAUCACCUGUCCUUUUUUCAGGAACUGUACGCUUUAAUCUCGAUCCUUUUUCUGAGCAUAAUGAUCCUGAUCUUUGGGAGGCAUUAGAGAGAGCACAUCUUAAAGAUGUUAUUAGAAGAAACCCUCUUGGUCUGGAUGCAGAGGUUCUUGAGGGAGGAGAGAAUUUCAGUGUUGGACAAAGGCAACUAAUAAGUCUUGCAAGAGCAUUGCUACGGAGAUCAAAGAUACUUGUUCUUGACGAAGCAACAUCGGCCGUUGAUGUUGCAACCGAUGUUCUUAUCCAAAAAACUAUUCGUGAUGAAUUCAAAUCAUGCACGAUGUUAAUUAUUGCUCACAGAUUGAACACCAUCAAUGACAGUGAUCGGAUUCUUGUUCUUGAUGCUGGUCAGGUUUUAGAAUAUGAUACACCGGAAGAACUCUUGUUGAAUGAAGAAAGUGCGUUCUCUAGAAUGGUUCAAAGUACGGGGCCUGCAAAUGCUGAGUACUUGCGCGGCUUGGUGCUGGUGGACAAACAAAACAAAACAGAUGGUGAAGGCACCAUGCAACUGGUUGGCCAGAGGAGAUGGCUAGCAUCAUCCCGCUGGAGCGAUGCUGAUCAGUAUGCACUGGCUGUUUCCCUUGCCGCUUCACAGAAUGAACUUCAACGAUCAGAUAUUAACGACAAGAACAAUAUCUUGACGAAAACAAAGGAUGCGAUCCUAACGCUGCAAGGAGUUCUGGAGGGAAAACAUGACCAGGAUAUAGAUGAAACACUAAAUUAUUUUCAGGUUCCAAGAGAUAGGCGGUGGUCAUCUCUCUACAGAAUAGUUGAAGGUCUUGCAGUGAUGAGCAGGCUGUCUCAGCAGAGCAGGCUUCGGCGUUUAGAAGAUGCCUUUGAUGAUACAUCCAUAGACUGGGACCAACCCAAAAUAUAG
Messenger RNA from Morus notabilis, 3099 nucleotides. Its product is annotated as ABC transporter C family member 2. Gene Ontology annotation, cellular component: membrane. Lineage: Eukaryota; Viridiplantae; Streptophyta; Magnoliopsida; Rosales; Moraceae. The record is from RefSeq and is a predicted model, not a curated record. Gene Ontology annotation, biological process: transmembrane transport. Gene Ontology annotation, molecular function: ATP binding; ATP hydrolysis activity; ABC-type transporter activity. The transcript is spliced from 11 exons.